AUGGACACAGAAGAAAGCGUGCACACUCUCCCAGACGGCCUUGAGCUGUAUGCCAAGACAUGGAAGACCAACGGGUCCCCACUCGCUGUUUUGGCCUUUAUCCAUGGCUUCAGUGACCACUGCAAUGCCUACAACGAUCUGUUCCCAACAUUGGCAUCGGCAGGCAUCGAGGUCAGGUCUUUCGAUCAGCGAGGAUGGGGCCGCAGCGUCAAACAAACCCGUGACCAGGGCAAUACAGGCCCAACCUCCCAAGUCCUCGCAGACAUCCACUCUUUCCUGAAAAGCCUACCAUCCCGCCCUGACUUGCCCCUCUUCCUAAUGGGCCACAGUAUGGGCGGUGGCCAAGUCCUCAACUACAUUUUCCACCCAGAGUCACCCUACAACCAAGACAAGACCAGCCGGCCCAACUUCAGCGGCGUACUUCUGUACUCCCCUCUAGUCGCCAUAGAUCCAUCAUCCCGCCCCUCAAAGCUGAUCGUCGCAGCAGGACGGAUUGUCGCAAAGCUGAUCCCCCAUAAGCAGCGUUAUUCGCCUCUUGAUGCGAAUCUGCUGUCUCGUAACAAGGUCACAGUCAAGGAGUUCGUGGAUGAUAAGCUGUGCCAUGAUACGGCGACUUUUGGGGGUUUGUCCGGUAUGUUGGAUCGGGGUGUUUGGUUGGAGGGGAUGUUCGAUGUGGAUGGGGAGUGGGUGAAGAGUGAUCUGCCGUUUUGGUUUGGACAUGGAGAUGGGGAUCUCAUUACUAGUUAUCCUGCGACGAAGGACUUUGCUAAGAAGUUGACGGAGAAGGGUGGUGAUGUGACCUUUUGUUCUUAUGAGGGGGCUUAUCAUAAGCUGCAUGCUGAGUUGCCUGAGACGACGGAGAAGUUUUUCGCAGAUGUGAAGGCUUUCAUUUUGAGCAAAGUGCCUAAGACGAAGGGGGCAGUUGUUCACGAUGAGGCAGAGGGUGUUCAGGCUGUUGAGGCUGACGGUGGUAUUGACACUGCCGUUCAUGGAGAUGUGGAGACCGAGGAUAAAGCGAAGCUGUGA
Messenger RNA from Penicillium concentricum, 1026 nucleotides. RefSeq names its product acylglycerol lipase. Gene Ontology annotation, cellular component: membrane. Lineage: Eukaryota; Fungi; Ascomycota; Eurotiomycetes; Eurotiales; Aspergillaceae. The record is from RefSeq and is a predicted model, not a curated record. Gene Ontology annotation, molecular function: lipase activity. The transcript has 4 exons. The coding region runs from base 1 to 1026 and encodes 341 amino acids.